Molecule: messenger RNA, 822 nt
Organism: Komagataella phaffii GS115
Lineage: Eukaryota; Fungi; Ascomycota; Pichiomycetes; Pichiales; Pichiaceae
Product: Phosphatidylserine synthase, functions in phospholipid biosynthesis
Exons: 1
Coding region: 1-822 (273 amino acids)
Biological process (GO): phospholipid biosynthetic process
Cellular component (GO): membrane
Molecular function (GO): phosphotransferase activity, for other substituted phosphate groups
Source: RefSeq, a predicted model, not a curated record
AUGGCUUCUAAGAGGACCUCAGUUCGAGGGGAAUCAGAUUCAAAUAACUAUGCCUUAUCAGACUCCUCCGAUUUUGAAGACAAUGGGCAUCCGAGAUUGUCAAAAAGACGAUCUAGCCUGUUUUCUUUGAGUUCAUUAAGCUCAGCCGAACCUUUACCACCUCCGGACGAAAAAGAUUUUAUUGCGUUUACAUCUGACGACAGACAUUUCUCUUUGCUUCGAAAUCUUCAUAUGGCAGAUUUCAUAACGUUAAUGAAUGGUUUUUCCGGGUUUUAUUCUAUUGUUUCUUGUCUUCGUUUCACCUUGACUAAGCAAACUCACUACGUACAAAGGGCACACUUCUUCAUAAUUUUGGGUCUUUUUUUUGACUUUUUUGACGGUAAAGUUGCCAGAUUGCGCAACAAAGCAUCAUUGAUUGGUCAGGAGUUGGACUCUUUAGCCGAUCUGAUUUCAUUUGGGGUUGCUCCCGCCUCUAUUGCAUUUUCCCUAGGUUUACAAACUACAUUAGACGUCCUAUGCCUAACAUUUCUGGUUCUGUGUGGACUCACCAGAUUAGCUAGGUUCAACGUAACAGUGGCCAACAUACCAAAAGAUAUCAAGGGUAAAGCUCACUAUUUCGAAGGAUUACCGAUCCCUUCGACCUUGUGGCUAGUAUUUAGUAUGGCAUUUUGUGUUUAUAAAGGAUGGUAUGAGUAUGAGGAUGGCCUUCCUGGUCCAUUAUUAUGGAAAGGAAAAUUUUUUGAAUUUCAUUUGAUUUCACUCUUUUUUGUCAUUCAAGGAUGUUUGAUGACCUCCAAAAGUCUCAAAAUACCUAAACCUUGA